UCACACAUACACGAUGGUCUCUUUCGGUGCAACUCUGGUUCGGCAGUUUCGGUACAAGUCGGCAUUCCACAUUGCGGAGGCCGCCAUUUUAACCAAGAAAUCUACAACCCUAGCUUCGGCAGCGUGCAGUGCGAAUAGUCAGUUGCAGUUUGGAAUCCAGGUUGUUCGCGAAUAUUCGAAAGCGUCGAAGAUGAGUACUUUGCCCAGGGUGUUUUUCGACAUGACCGCCGAUGGCGAGCCCCUCGGUAGGAUAACGAUGGAGCUGCGCUCCGACGUUGUGCCCAAGACCGCCGAGAACUUCCGCGCCUUGUGCACCGGCGAGAAGGGAUUCGGCUACAAGGGCUCCAUUUUCCACCGCGUCAUCCCCAACUUCAUGUGCCAGGGCGGCGACUUCACCAACCACAACGGCACUGGCGGCAAGUCGAUCUACGGCAACAAGUUCCCCGACGAGAACUUCCAGCUGAAGCACACCGGCACCGGCAUCCUGUCGAUGGCCAACGCUGGCGCCAACACGAACGGCUCCCAGUUCUUCAUUUGCACCGUGAAGACCGCCUGGUUGGACAACAAGCACGUCGUCUUCGGCGAGGUGGUCGAGGGUCUCGAUGUGGUGAAGAAGAUCGAGUCCUAUGGCUCGCAGUCCGGCAAGACCUCCAAGAAGAUCAUGGUUGCCAACUCUGGUUCUCUAUAAGAAUGCGUUAUAGAGGCAAAAGCAACAAGAUUACAUGAAGAAAAAUCUGUUAAGACGGAAAAACCAUUUGCAUUUUCUCCAAAAACAUUUUUUUUUCUACCAAUUACUGUAAUAUUACGAAAAACAAAAAUACAAUACAACAAUAUUUUCAAUAGACAUGUUUAAAUAUAUUCCCAUUGGGUUGUUGUCUUUUGGCCAAUAAAUUGUAUAUGGGGGCCAAAAUUCAAUAUAUCAAAUUAACGAGCCUCCAGUGACAGUGUUUAAACGAUUCAAACAUGUAGCCUUUCGCAUUUCCAUAGAAAGAUAAAGAAAAAGAAACGAGACGACACCCACAAACAUUGAGCAUUAUAAUCGGGGAUUAGCAAAAUGUUAGAUGUUACAGAAAUUGGCCCAAAACUCUAAAGCUAAUUAUCCACAAUAUAUAUUCCAACGUUCAGCGAUGUUUUCCGAAAUCGGAAUUGUAUUUUCGUCUUAAUAAAAGUAAAAAUAAACGACAACCAACAACUGA
Messenger RNA from Drosophila takahashii, 1196 nucleotides. RefSeq names its product Cyclophilin 1 (gene Cyp1). Gene Ontology annotation, molecular function: peptidyl-prolyl cis-trans isomerase activity. Lineage: Eukaryota; Metazoa; Arthropoda; Insecta; Diptera; Drosophilidae. Gene Ontology annotation, biological process: protein folding; protein peptidyl-prolyl isomerization. The record is from RefSeq and is a predicted model, not a curated record. Gene Ontology annotation, cellular component: intracellular membrane-bounded organelle.